UUGAGGGCAAUCCUGUUUGAUAUAUUGUUUAUUAUUAGGUGGCAUCUUUGUUUGUUCGAAAUGUUGCUAGUAUCUAUGUUUAUUAAAGAGGGGAAAAAACUUACGGUUUCUUGUAUAUUAAAGUCAAUAAUUUAUGUAAAGCUAAAUUAAAUACAUUGGAAUUGUCCAUUUUUUAAAUAAGUAACUUGUUACAAAGCAACCAUUUCUAAAGUCUGUUUUGUCACGUAAUUGUUAAAGUCAACUUGUCCUCGUUUUAUAUUGCCUACAAGAGAUCGACCGAAGAAUAAACUGAGCCUUUGCCAAAAUUAUACUGUUGUUUAUUCUUGCCGACCUUUUAUUAAAACGAGUGACAACUUUAUUCUUCGUCAGCCUUAUGAAACAAUUAAUUUGCCAUUUGCCUUAUGUCGGAUCCUGCCCCAUUUAGAAGAAGUAAUAGAGAUACCAAAGGAGUGCCGCCAGCCCGUUAUAUAAUGGAAUCGCAGAAUGAAGCCAACAAUUUGCAUACUCCAAGGAGUGCAGCCGCACCAAAUAUUCAAACGGGUACACCUAGACAACCAGAUGCUUUAAGACAGCCACAUGAAGUCUUACAAAAUGAAGUAAACAAUUCGCAGACACCAAAAAAUACUACUCCAUCUAACGUCCAAACAGGUUCGUGUAAGAAACCACCAGAUGCUUCAAAGCAAAUCGCUGAAAUACAGAGAGAGUUUCAGCGCCAAAUGACGUCUCUUCAAAGUCUAAUUAUCGCCAACAAUAAUCAGACGAAAGCUACAGUUGGAGAAUUAAGACAAGAAAUUCAAACCAUUGCCAAAGCAAUACCACCGACAACAACACCAGUAUCUGAUAAUACUCCUCGAAAUAAUGGUCAAGAAACGGGUGAGUCCUAUUCUAAUUUAUCUUUUCAUAGUCAAAACUGCCAACCUACCAAAUCAAAGAAAAUAUAUCCCCUUCCUAAAUUUGAAGGCCAGCCUGAAGACUGGCAAAUGUUUUACGAAGAUUUUAUUGCCACUACUCAAGAAUUUGAAUAUACUGAUCUUCAGAACAUCAUUAGAAUUCGUGAAGCUCUUACGGGACCCGCACGAGAAACCGUGGAAUGCCUUCUUUCCAGUUCAAAAAACGUGAGUGCCAUAAUUGAAACAUUAAAAGAAACAUUUGGACGUCCUGAAAUGCUAAUAAAAAGCCAGAUUCAAAAAGUGAGGUUAUAUCCGAACGUUCCCGAUGGUAAAUUGGACCAACUUAUAGGUUUUGCCAAUAAAGUUAACAACAUGGCCACAUUUCUGAAGUCAGUAGAAGGAGAACACCAUUUAUAUAAUCCAUCGCUGUUGAGCGAAUUAGUUUCAAAAUUGUCAACAACUAAACAAAUGCAAUGGGCAGAAAAAUGUUUAAGUUUAAAUAAGACAGCCAAUAUUAUUGAUUUUAGUAACUGGCUGAACUGUAUGAGAAAACUUGCUAACAUGGUAUCUGAUUCGCUUCCAACUUCAUUGCAAGAUAGCUCCAACCGCAAAUCAUAUAAUCAACAACCUGCAUCACAAAAAACAAACAAAUAUGCAAUGCUUUGCAUGGCCCACAAACCGUGUUUUAUUUGUGAUGGUGAAUGUGCGGACAUAUGUAAUUGUGAAAAGUUUUUGAGCAUGGAAGUAGAUGAUCGCUGGAAAAUUGUAAAAGAAUUACACUUGUGUUUUUGUUGCUUAAAACCGAAUCAUCAAUUAAAAUCCUGUUACGCCAAACAUGUGUGUGGUAUAAAUAAUUGUCCUCAAAAACAUCAUAAUCUCCUACAUAAUAUUAGCCGAGAAAUGCCCACAAGUUCAUCAACUAUUUCAUCCGCCGUUAAUUGUCAUGUAGACUGCCAACUUGAUAAUGUUUUGUUCCAGAUAAUCCCAAUAAAGCUUUACAAUAAUGGAAAAGAAGUGUCUAUUUACGCCUUUAUAGAUGAUGGGGCUAAUGCAACAAUUCUAGAUUGGGAUAUUGCUCGUCAGCUAGACCUACACGGCACAACAGAUACGCUAAAGCUGCAAUGGUUAAAUGGUCGCUCGUCUAGUGAAUCCACAGAAAUUGUUGAUGUUUAUGUAAGCGCUAUUGACGAUAAUAAAAAUAAAUAUGAAAUGAAAAGAAUUUACUUGUCAAAAAAUCUAGAAUUGCCAACCCAAUCGAUUGUUAAAAAUCAGCUGACUGUUAAUUAUCCCCAUUUGACAAAUAUACCAAUUAACGAAUACAUUUCAAUAAGACCAAAAAUGAUAAUAAGUAUUGCUCACGCAUUUUUAACAGUUCCCAAUGAAGUUAUAGAAAAUCCAUCGUAUUUUGGUCCGAUUGUUAUAAAAUGUAAAUUGGGAUUAAUUAUUUAUGGUCCCGUGAAAAAUUGUGAUUCAAAGGCCAAGCAAGUAUUUUGUACAAAUGCAGUAAAAAAUAAAACGGCCGAUGAAGAAAUAAAAGAUAUGAUGUAUAAUUACUUUGAGGUUGAAUCUUGUGGUGUGAAAAGUAAUAUUAAAACAAUUUUGUCAAGUGAACAUGAAAGAGCAUUAGAUAUAAUGAACACAACAACAAAGUUCAUUGGUGAUCGUUAUGAAUGUGGCUUAUUGUGGAAAACUAACGAUAUCUCGUUUCCACCAACUUAUGAAAUGGCACGAAAAAGAUUAGAAUUAACAGAAAACAAAUUUAAAAGGGAUGAUGUAUAUGCUAAGAAAUACUGUGACAAAAUUGAAGAUCUGUUUAAAAAGGGAUAUGCCAGACGGUUAAGCCAAUCAGAGCAAGCAAUUACACCAAAAACCUUUUAUUUGCCUCAUUUUGCCGUUAAAAACCCAAACAAAGAUGAUAUUCGCGUCGUUUUUGAUGCUGCAUCCAAAGUCCAUGGAAUUUCUUUAAAUGAUGCACUUCUUUCUGGCCCUGAUUUAAACAAUUCACUUAUUUCAGUAUUGUUUAAAUUUAGAGAAGCACCGGUAGCGGUUUGCGGAGAUAUUCGUGAAAUGUUUUUGCAAGUAGCCAUAAAGAAUGAUGACAUAAAUUCUCAAAGAUUCUUGUGGAGAGGUUUAGAUUGUAAUGAUUCCAUACAACAUUGUGUUAUGACAAGAAUGAUAUUUGGCGCCGCUUGCUCUCCUACUAUAGCUCAAUUUAUUAAAAACAAAAAUGCCCAGACAUUUUCGGAAGUAAGCCCAAGAGCCGAGGAUGCUAUAAUUUAUCGUCAUUAUGUAGAUGAUUACGUGGAUUGUUUCCAGUCAGAUUCGGAAGCAAUCAAGGUUGUAACAGAGGUGAGAAAGAUUCAUAAAAAAGCUGGUUUUGAUUUAUGCAAAAUAGUUUCAAAUUCCCAGAAUGUUAUUGACGCAUUUCAUGGCUCUAAUGUACGUUCAGUAGAUGUGUCAACGGAUGGAGUCGAAAGAAUAUUAGGUUUGCAUUGGAAUCCAAUUACUGAUGAAUUUGUUUUUAUUUUAAAAUUUCAUCGAAUAACUGAAGAUAUUAUUGAAUUACGUCGCAAACCAACGAAAAGAGAAAUGUUAAGUGUAAUUAUGUCUAUUUUUGAUCCGUAUGGUUUUUUGGCAAAUAUUACAGUAGCGGGAAAAAUUCUGAUGCAAACACUAUGGAAAUACGAUUUAAACUGGGACGAUGAAAUACCGGAUUGUUUGAAUGGUAGGUGGGUUGCUUGGCUGUGUGAAAUAAAGAAGGUAAAGGACUAUAAAAUAUCUCGUUGCCAUUUUUAUAAUUUUUGUAAUACUGUUAAUGAGUUACAUUUGUUUAGUGAUGCUAGCGAACAGGCCAUGGCGGUUGUCGGUUACUGGCGAAUAAAAACAAAUACUGGUUAUAAAAUUUCAUUUGUUUGUGGUAAAACUAAUUGUGCACCGACAAGAUAUCACUCAAUACCAAAACUGGAGCUUCAAGCCGCUGUUAUAGCUGUUCGACUUCAAAACCAAAUAAUUAAUCAUUAUUGUGUUAAACCUGAUCGUGUGCAGUUCUGGACAGAUUCUCAUACAGUAAUGAGAUGGAUAAAAUCUGAUUCACGAAAAUAUAAACAGUACGUAGCGAAUCGAGUUGGUGAAAUUUUAGAAGCUACGACAGUGGAUAAUUGGCGGUGGUUACCGGGAACUGAAAAUCCUGCCGAUGAUGCAACGCGGUCAAAACCAAAAUUUGAAUUUGAUAGUCGGUGGAAAAAUGGACCAGAAUUUUUGUAUCUUCCAGAAAAUUUGUGGCCUUCAAUGAAUGAUACUUCUUACCAUUUAGAACCUGAGUUAGAACUUCGAAAUAAAUAUGUCUUAACAUCUGUGGUAUGUUCACCUUUAUUUGAUUUUAAUCGAUAUUCUAAUUUUCGUAGAUUGAAAAGAGCCAUGGCUUGGAUAAUGAGAUUUAUUAAUAAUUCAAAAAUAUCUGAAAAUAACGGUAGAAUCAAAGGCGAAUUAUCAGUUGAAGAAGAAGAUCACGCUGAAAAGAUUUUGUGUCGUAUGGUACAGCAAUCAACAUUUCGUUCUGAAUAUAAAUGCCUCCAAAUGAACAAACCUAUUGAGGCUCGAAGUGAUUUAAAAACGUUGUGCCCAUAUUUGGAUGAUUUUGGGUUGCUUCGUGUGUAUGGACGUAUCGAUAAUGCACCAUUUGUUGCCAUGGGUACAAAAAGACCGUGUAUAUUGCCAAGAAAACACCGGUUCACAGAAUUGUUGGUUUCGUGGUAUCAUCAUAGAUUCAACCAUAUUAAUGUCAACACGGUAAUAUGCGAAAUAAGGCAUAAAUUUUGGAUUCCAUCAAUCAGAAGUGUAAUAAAUAAAGUUCAAACAAAAUGCUGUAUAUGUAAAAUUCGUAAAUCAAAGCCUAGUCAACCAAUAAUGGGGCCAUUACCAAUUGACCGUGUCACACCGUUCUUGAGGCCCUUUUCAUAUACGGGUCUUGACUAUUUUGGGCCGGUUGAGGUUACUAUAAGACGUCAAAGAGAAAAAAGAUGGAUUGCGCUAUUCACUUGCCUUACGGUCAGAGCAGUGCAUCUGGAAAUCGCUACAAAUCUCUCUAGUGAUGCUUGUUUAAUGUGUAUACGAAAUUUCGCUAAUCGCAGAGGAGUGCCAAUACAAAUAAGGAGUGAUAAUGGAACAAAUUUUGUAGGCCUCCAGAAAGAAUUACAUGGUGAGAGGAAUUUUUGGGAUAAUGAAGUCAUUACUGCUGGCCUUGCUCCUCUUGGCAUAAAAUGGAAAUUUAAUACACCAUCUGACCCAUCUGCUGGUGGAGCAUGGGAGAGAUUGGUUCAAUCAGUAAAAAGAGCUUUAUACGCAAUGUUAAAAGAACAUGCCCCACGCUUAGAAACUCUAUACAGUCUGUUGGUAGAGACCGAAAAUAUGGUGAAUUCAAGGCCACUUACUCAUAUUCCGAUAACACCUAACGAGCCCGAGCCAUUAACACCAAAUCAUUUUAUACUUGGAUGUACCAGUUCAACCCAAACUCCCGCAGAAUAUGAACAUCGUAUUUGCGCAUCAAGAAAACAGUGGCGUAUACUGCAAAAUCUAAAGAAUGGAGUAUGGAAGCGUUGGAUAAAAGAGUAUCUCCCAGAACUUACACGCCGUUCUAAAUGGUUUGCCCCAUCCAGUCCAUUAUGUUCUGGAAGCCUUGUGUUAAUUUGCGAUGUGAAUGAACCCCGCUCAAAGUGGAAGAGAGGAAGAGUUUUAAGAUUAAUAUUUGGUAAAGAUGGAGUUGCCCGUUCCGCAGAUAUACGUACAUCAACAGGAGUUUUAAGUAGACCGAUCAACAAGUUAGCUGUACUAGAUGUAGCGGAUGGAUGUAGUGAAUCUCAGCCCAUGAAGUCGAUUCACGGGGGCGGGGAUGUCGUUGAGGGCAAUCCUGUUUGAUAUAUUGUUUAUUAUUAGGUGGCAUCUUUGUUUGUUCGAAAUGUUGCUAGUAUCUAUGUUUAUUAAAGAGGGGAAAAAACUUACGGUUUCUUGUAUAUUAAAGUCAAUAAUUUAUGUAAAGCUAAGUUAAAUACAUUGGAAUUGUCCAUUUUUUAAAUAAGUAACUUGUUACAAAGCAACCAUUUCUAAAGUCUGUUUUGUCACGUAAUUGUUAAAGUCAACUUGUCCUCGUUUUAUAUUGCCUACAAGAGAUCGACCGAGUAAGUUUUGUUUAAUCUUAAGAUACUUUAUAAAUAAUAAUUACUUAAUUUUAGAGAAUAAACUGAGCCUUUGCCAAAA
Lucilia sericata (common green bottle fly) is the source of this 6143-nucleotide messenger RNA. RefSeq lists its product as uncharacterized. Lineage: Eukaryota; Metazoa; Arthropoda; Insecta; Diptera; Calliphoridae. The transcript is spliced from 2 exons. Gene Ontology annotation, molecular function: nucleic acid binding. The record is from RefSeq and is a predicted model, not a curated record. Gene Ontology annotation, biological process: DNA integration. The coding region runs from base 402 to 5804 and encodes 1800 amino acids.